UUAUUGCCCAUUCGUUCUCAUUGUUCUUCUCGUCCAUUCAAUCUUUUUCUCCCUCCACAAAUCAUCAUCAUCCUCCCAUUUCUUCCACAUAAAAAUACGCCCCCAAUUCGCCAAAUCGCUCCGUUCUCUGUUUUUUCACUCACCCACAAAACCCACUUCACUCUUCUUCUCUGCAUCAUCAUCAUCAAUGGCGUCUGCGGCUUCCCGUGCCACUUUCCAUCUCCUUCCCACCACAUCCUCUUCCACUUCUUCAACCCGCUCUGCGCUUCUUCAAUUUUCCCCAUCCACCACUUCCUCUUCCUCAAUUCGCCUCCGCAGCUCCGCCACUCAGCGCCUUGGCUUUGCUGCCGCAGACCCACUUUUCUCCCUCCAUGUCGCUUCCAAGAUUCGGUCGUUUGGGGGCAAGGCUUCGAGGGGUGUGGUGUCCAUGGCCAAGAAGAGCGUUGGGGAUUUGACUGCUGCUGACUUGAAGGGGAAGAAAGUGUUCGUCAGGGCUGAUCUGAAUGUGCCAUUGGAUGAUAAUCAGAAUAUUACUGAUGACACUAGGAUCAGGGCUGCUAUUCCUACAAUCAAGCAUUUGACGGAGAAGGGAGCUAAAGUCAUUCUCUCCAGUCAUCUGGGACGACCAAAAGGUGUGACUCCAAAGUACAGCUUGGCACCUCUUGUGCCUAGGCUUUCUGAACUCCUUGGCAUUCAGGUUGUGAAGGCUGAUGACUGCAUUGGUCCUGAGGUUGAGAAGUUGGUUGCUUCCCUGCCUGAGGGUGGAGUCCUUCUCCUUGAAAAUGUGAGAUUCUACAAGGAAGAAGAGAAAAACGAACCUGAGUUUGCAAAGAAGCUUGCUUCUCUAGCUGAUCUUUAUGUGAACGAUGCAUUUGGAACUGCACAUAGAGCUCACGCUUCGACUGAGGGAGUCACCAAGUUUUUGAAGCCAUCCGUAGCUGGUUUCCUCUUGCAAAAGGAACUUGACUAUCUAGUGGGGGCCGUUUCAAGCCCAAAGAGGCCAUUUGCUGCUAUUGUUGGUGGUUCAAAGGUCUCUUCGAAAAUUGGAGUGAUCGAGUCACUUCUAGAAAAGUGUGACAUCUUACUCCUCGGUGGUGGAAUGAUCUUUACAUUUUACAAGGCACAAGGACUUUCAGUUGGUUCAUCUUUGGUGGAAGAGGAUAAGCUAGAACUAGCAACCUCCCUCCUUGCGAAGGCCAAGGCGAAAGGAGUAUCCCUUUUACUACCAACCGACGUCGUCAUUGCAGACAAGUUCGCUCCAGAUGCAAACAGCAAGAUUGUCCCAGCAUCCGCCAUCCCUGAUGGAUGGAUGGGGCUGGACAUUGGACCAGACUCUGUAAAGACAUUCAAUGAUGCCUUGGACACUACCCAAACUAUCAUCUGGAAUGGACCAAUGGGAGUGUUCGAAUUUGACAAGUUUGCAGUCGGCACAGAGUCGAUUGCUAAGAAACUUGCAGAGCUUAGCGGAAAGGGGGUGACGACCAUCAUCGGAGGUGGAGACUCGGUUGCAGCUGUGGAGAAGGUGGGAGUUGCAAGCGUCAUGAGCCACAUUUCGACCGGUGGGGGUGCUAGUUUGGAGUUGUUGGAAGGCAAAGAACUUCCCGGUGUCCUUGCUCUUGAUGAGGCCGUACCUGUCGCCGUGUAGGUGAUGGAUUAUUUGAUUUAAUUUUUUUUUUCUCCCCAUUGCAAUUGAAUGCUUAAAUUGCAAUGUGUAACAGAGAAAUAUAUAUUGUUGUAGAAGAAGAUGAGUUUUUGUUGUAAAAGUGGUAACUUCAACUGUUGUUCCCUUUCUGUCUCUGCAUUUGACUUUCCCUUGCUUACUGGGAACAGACUGUAGGGAUAACAACUGCCUUAAGAGUUGUAAUAAAUUUGUGCAUGAAUGUCCAUUUUCCUCCUUGCCA
This is a messenger RNA of Benincasa hispida (wax gourd), 1901 nucleotides long. Its product is annotated as phosphoglycerate kinase, chloroplastic. Gene Ontology annotation, molecular function: ATP binding; ADP binding; phosphoglycerate kinase activity. NCBI's taxonomy places the organism in Eukaryota, Viridiplantae, Streptophyta, Magnoliopsida, Cucurbitales, Cucurbitaceae. The record is from RefSeq and is a predicted model, not a curated record. Gene Ontology annotation, biological process: glycolytic process; gluconeogenesis. Gene Ontology annotation, cellular component: cytosol.